AUGAGUCCUGUCACGCAAACCAUAAAGUUUGUUCAACAAAUUUUGUACAUCCCGUUACGGGGAAUCCUGCGAGAGUUUAAAGGAUUCAACGACGAGCAAGAGGCAAAGCUCAGAGACAAGAAGAGAAAGCGUGGUGAAUCAAAUGAAGAGAAGUGGAAGGACAUCUUCAGUAUUCUCUUCCCCGACGCCAAAGAGAUACCAAGUCCUUACUACAAGUCGCCAGACGGUACUGCAGAAUCGUGCGAUAUGAAGUAUGGUUUCAUCAACAACCUAUUCGAAAAUCCCGACCCAGUCAGUGAGAGAAUAGCUCGUCUCAGGAUAGAGAAGAAGACGGGCUCUUUGUCCGAGGAAGCUUGGAGAGAGGUCAAGGAUACCAUGCGAGAGCACUUCCUCGCUACCGCGACGACCUUGCGAAAGCCGAUCAAAGGUAACACGAACACACAAUACCCCAAACCAGCUAGAAGUAGGGAUUCCCAAAUGGUAUAUUACAGUUCGUCGACCUCAUCAACUUCCCAUGAAGUCCCUGAUGCAAAGCGGAUCACGGGACCGAGCAAUGGGGGGAAUCCCGACCACAAGGACCAUCAAGCUCCCGAACUAAUGGGAGACUGUCUGUUCGAAGCUCAAGACAACGGUCGAGAACCAGAUAUUGAGGAUUUGUCGCCCGGAAAAAGCAUCGACGCCUGGUUAUCUGGGGUUGGAAGCAUGUUCGAGUGGUCAAUUCGACCAAGUCGACCCAGCCAGCCGAGUCAACCAAGCCAGCCGAAGCCGAGCCCGCCGAGCCCACCGAACGCACAGAAAGCACCAAGUCCACCAAGCGCCGACGAGGCCACGUUCGGACCCGAGUCAUCCUUGCCUACAAAGCGAGCCCCAGAAGAUGGACUUGAUCCCAACCAGGAAGCUACUGCUGAGAUUUGCGAAGAACGAGUCUUCAACAAUCUCAAUCUCACUCCUGAAGAAUGUCUGGCGGCAGCCCUUGAACAAAAGACCCCCAAAUGGCAAGGAUCAGAAGCCGAAUCCUCUUCCGACUGA
This is a messenger RNA of Colletotrichum siamense, 1029 nucleotides long. RefSeq lists its product as uncharacterized. The record is from RefSeq and is a predicted model, not a curated record. Bases 1 to 1029 code for a protein of 342 amino acids. The transcript is spliced from 2 exons. NCBI's taxonomy places the organism in Eukaryota, Fungi, Ascomycota, Sordariomycetes, Glomerellales, Glomerellaceae.